Molecule: messenger RNA, 5049 nt
Organism: Penicillium canariense
Lineage: Eukaryota; Fungi; Ascomycota; Eurotiomycetes; Eurotiales; Aspergillaceae
Product: DNA-directed RNA polymerase I core subunit RPA190
Exons: 4
Coding region: 1-5049 (1682 amino acids)
Biological process (GO): DNA-templated transcription
Cellular component (GO): RNA polymerase I complex
Molecular function (GO): DNA-directed RNA polymerase activity; DNA binding
Source: RefSeq, a predicted model, not a curated record
AUGGGGACCUUCGCGCGCCCGGUCGCCUCGAGCAUUGCCGGGGUUGACUUUAACGUCUACUCCGACGAAGAGAUCAAAAAGCUAUCGGUCAAAAGAAUUCACAAUACUCCAACUUUGGAUUCUUUUAAUAACCCUGUCCCUGGUGGUCUCUAUGACCCUGCCAUGGGCGCAUGGGGUGACCAUGUGUGUACUACUUGUCGGCUGAACUCUUGGUCCUGCACCGGUCAUGCCGGCCACAUUGAGCUCCCUGUUCCUGUUUACAACGUCACAUUCUUCGAUCACAUUUACCGUCUUCUUCGGGCGCAGUGUGUGUACUGUCACCGUCUGCAAAUGUCCCGCAACCAGGUCAACAUGUACAUUUGCAAAUUACGUCUCCUGCAGUAUGGCCUCAUUGAUGAAGUCGCCAAGGUUGAUGCGAUGGAAGCUAUCAAGGGCGUUAAGUCGAAAGCCGGCAAGGCUACUGGCGAUGACUCUGACGAGGAGGAGGAUGAUGCAGAGUCCAUCAUGGAAAAGCGAAAUGCCUUUGUCAACCGGUGCAUCAAGGAAGCCAAGAAAGAUGGCCGGUUGGAGGGUCUAAUGGCUGGCGCAAAGAACCCCAUCGCUGCGGAGGCCAGACGAGACCUGGUCAAGACUUUCUUCAAGGACAUCAACAGCUACCGGAAAUGUACCAACUGCAGUGGUAUCUCCCCCUCAUACCGCAAAGAUCGCUACAACAAGAUCUUCCGGAAGCAGCUUUCGGAGAAGUCCAAGAUUGCGAUGCUCCAUGGUGGGUUCCAGGCACCGAACACCCUGGUUCUCCUCGACCAAGAAAAGAAGUCAUCUUCCAAGCAGAACGGCUCUCAGACGAAUGGCGUCGUUGAAGCGGACAGUACUGCAUCUGAGGUUCACGGUGCGGAGGAGGAAAUUCGACGGGGAGCCGCCGUUACAAACCAGAACACGCAGCCUGGAGCGAGUGCUCAGGAGUUUAUGCCUUCUUCUGAGGUCUACAGUGCCCUGCAGCUUCUCUUCCAGAAGGAUAGCGAUGUCCUGCAACUUGUCUAUAACUCUCGUCCUGUUCCGAAAGGAGUCAAAGUUAUCAGCGCGGACAUGUUCUUCACUAAGAGCCUUCUGGUCCCACCGAACAAGUAUCGCCCUGCUGCCGCCCAGGGCCCAGGCGAGAUCAUGGAGGCAUCGCAAAACACUCCUUUCAACAAUAUUAUCAAGCAAUGUGACCUAAUCAAUCAGAUCAGCAAGGAGAUCCAGAACGAGGAUGAGAAGGCCCUGGCCCGUGCGCGCAAUUAUAGUGAUCUCCUCCAGGCCAUUGUUGCGCUCCAGGAUUUCGUUAACGGUCUGAUCGACCGUGAGCGUACUUCUGUGACUGGCUCGGCCAUCGCCCAGCUGCCAAAUGGUAUUAAACAGCUGCUCGAGAAAAAGGAGGGUCUGUUCCGAAAGAACAUGAUGGGUAAGCGUGUGAACUUCGCUGCCCGUAGUGUUAUUUCACCCGAUCCCAACCUCGAGACCAACGAAAUUGGUGUGCCUUUGGUUUUCGCCAAGAAGUUGACCUUCCCCGAGCCUGUUACCAACCACAACUUCUGGGAGUUGAAGGAAGCUGUUAUCAACGGUCCCGACAAGUAUCCCGGUGCUGCCGCAAUUGAGAAUGAGAACGGCCAAGUUGUCAACUUGAAGUUCAAGAGUCUGGACGAGCGUACGGCACUUGCCAACCAGUUGCUUGCACCAUCCAACUGGCGCCUGAAGGGUUCGCGAAACAAGAAGGUCUACCGCCAUCUCACUACUGGUGACUACGUUUUGAUGAACCGGCAACCGACUCUCCACAAGCCAUCCAUCAUGGGUCACAAGGCUCGUGUCCUUCCUAACGAGCGCACUAUUCGAAUGCACUACGCCAACUGUAAUACCUACAACGCCGAUUUCGACGGUGAUGAGAUGAACAUGCACUUCCCCCAGAACGAGCUUGCCCAAGCAGAGGCUCGGAUGCUGGCAGAUGCUGACCACCAGUACCUGGUGGCGACGUCCGGCAAGCCUUUGAGAGGUUUGAUCCAGGAUCACAUUUCCAUGGGUACCUGGUUCACAUGCCGUGAUGCCUUCUUUGAUGAAGAAGACUAUCAUCAGCUUUUGUACAGCUGCUUGCGGCCGGAGAACUCGCACAUCGUCGGCGACCGCAUCCAGUUGGUGGAGCCUGCUUUCCGUAAACCCAAAUACCUCUGGACUGGCAAGCAAGUGAUUACAACAAUCCUUAAAAAUAUCAAGCCUCCAGAGAGUGCUGGCCUCACCCUCCAGGGCAAGUCUUCAACCCCUGGCGACCGUUGGGGCAAGGGCAACGAAGAGGGCACCGUUAUCUUCGAUGAUGGAGAGUACCUGUGUGGUAUUCUUGACAAGAAACAGCUUGGUCCUACUGCUGGAGGUUUGAUUGAUGCUGUUCACGAAGUCUACGGCCACACCAUUGCCGGAAAGCUGAUGAGUAUUCUGGGACGACUUCUGACUCGGUACCUGAACAUGCGGGCGUUCACUUGCGGUAUCGAUGAUCUUCGCUUGACCAAGGAGGGUGAUCGCAUUCGCAAGGAGAAGCUGAGCACUGCCGCAGACAUGGGUCGUGAAGUCGCCCUGAAGUACGUGACCUUGGAUCAGGUCACUGUGCCUGACCAGGACGCCGAGUUGAACCGUCGUUUGGAAGAUGUGCUUCGCGAUGAUGGCAAGCAAAGUGGCUUGGAUAGCGUUUCAAACGCUCGGUCUGCCAAACUCUCCUCCGAAAUCACUAGCUCCUGUCUCCCCGCAGGUCUUGCAAAGCCAUUCCCGUGGAACCAGAUGCAGUCGAUGACUAUUUCCGGUGCCAAGGGUUCGGGUGUCAAUGCCAACCUGAUUUCUUGCAACCUUGGUCAGCAGGUUCUGGAGGGCCGUCGUGUACCGGUCAUGAUCAGUGGUAAAACGCUGCCGUCUUUCCGGGCUUUCGAGACACAUCCCGUCGCUGGUGGUUACGUAUGCGGCCGUUUCUUGACUGGAAUUAAGCCCCAGGAGUACUACUUCCACGCCAUGGCCGGUCGUGAGGGUUUGAUUGAUACCGCCGUCAAGACUUCUCGUUCCGGUUACUUGCAGCGUUGCUUAAUCAAGGGUAUGGAAGGCUUAAGAGCCGAAUACGAUUCCUCCGUUCGUGAGGCAUCGGAUGGUUCUAUAGUCCAGUUCUUGUACGGAGAAGAUGGCCUCGACAUCACCAAGCAGGUCCACCUCAAGGACUUCAAAUUCCUUGCUGAUAACCACAAGUCUGUUUCCCAGCAGGUGCAGGCCCACCUUUUCCAUACCUUGGCGAAGGAUGAUGCGAUGAAAUGGCAUAAGGAUGCAAUGAAGGCUGUUCGCCGGACUGGAAAGCUUGAUGCGAUGGAUCCUGCUUUGUCGAAAUUCCACCCUGGUGGCAACUUGGGUAGCACUUCAGAGUCAUUCGCUCAGGAUCUCAAGAAGUAUGGUGAUGACAACCCUGACAAUCUCUUCAAGGAUAAGAAGAAGGAUAUUGAGGGUAAACUCAGCAAGAAGACGUUUGACGCUUUAAUGAACAUGAAGUAUCUGAAGUCUGUCAUCGAUCCCGGUGAGGCCGUCGGUAUUAUGGCCGGUCAAUCAGUGGGAGAGCCCAGUACCCAAAUGACCCUCAACACUUUCCAUUUGGCUGGUCAUUCCGCAAAGAACGUGACCCUGGGUAUUCCCCGUCUUCGUGAAAUUGUCAUGACUGCUAGUGCUACGAUCAUGACGCCCACAAUGACACUGCUUCUCAAUGAGGAGAUCUCCAAGGACCACUCCGAGCGGUUUGCCAAGGCUAUCAGUAAGCUUAGUAUUGCUGAGGUCGUUGACAAGGUGCAAGUCAGAGAGCGCAUCGGCUCGGGUGUUGGUUACGCGAAGGCUAAGAUCUAUGACAUCGAGAUUACCUUCUUCCCCACCGAGGAGUACACCAAGGAGUACGCCAUCCAGACCAAGGAUGUGCAGCUUGCUCUCCAGAACAAGUUCAUUCCACGCCUGGUGAAGCUCACCAAGGCCGAGCUCAAGAAGCGCAAUGAGGACAAGACGGGCACGAAGUCCUCCACUGCUCAGCCUGAUAUUGGCGUUUCGGUCGGCAGGGUUGCCGACGGCCCUGGUGGCCCUGACCGUGCGGCCGAGCCAGCAGACGACGACAAUGAAGAUGAUGAGGAUGAUGCCAAGCGAGCUCGUGGCGGCCAGAACCGCAGCAACCAGGUGUCUUACGAAGGACCUGAUGAUGAUGAGCAGGAUAUCAUCCGCGGACAAGACGAACCCGAAAUCGAAGAUGAUGAAGAGGAGGGUGAUAAGCCUGGCAGAACCACUGGCGAUGUGGACAUGGACUCAGACUCUGAGGAUGACUCGGAUGACGAUGAGGCCCAGGAGCACAAGCUGCGCGAGGACGAUGUCAAGAGCAAGUUCUCUGAGAUCACCAAGUUCAAAUUUGACCCCAAGAAGGGCAACUCCUGCACCAUUCAGCUGGAGUACGAUAUCGAGACACCCAAGCUGCUUCUCCUUCCCCUGGUUGAGAGUGUUUGCCGUUCCGCAGUCAUCCAGUCCAUCCCAGGCAUUGGCAGCUGCGUGUUUGUCGAGGCAGACGAACUUCAGGGUGAACCAGCAAGCGUUAUGACCGAUGGCGUCAACCUCCUCGCCAUGCGCGACUACCAGGACAUCAUCAAGCCGCACUCGCUCUACACCAACUCCAUCCACGACAUGCUCAACCUGUACGGUGUCGAAGCCGCUCGCGCCACCAUCAUCCGUGAAAUGGACUCCGUUUUCAAGGGUCACAGCAUCUCCGUCGACAACCGCCAUCUGAACUUGAUCGGUGAUGUGAUGACGCAGUCCGGUGGCUUCAAGGCUUUCAGCCGCAACGGUCUGGUCAAGGAUUCAACCUCGCCGUUCGCCCGGAUGUCUUUCGAGACUACUGUUGGCGCCUUGAAGGAUGCUGUUGUUGAGCGUGACUUCGACAACCUCAAGGGCCCGAGUAGCAGAAUCGUCGUUGGCCGCUCCGGCACUGUUGGAACCGGCGCCUUUGAUAUUCUUGCUCCUGUAGCAUAG